Molecule: messenger RNA, 7916 nt
Organism: Symsagittifera roscoffensis
Lineage: Eukaryota; Metazoa; Xenacoelomorpha; Acoela; Convolutidae
Product: E3 ubiquitin-protein ligase RNF213-like
Molecular function (GO): ubiquitin-protein transferase activity; ATP hydrolysis activity
Source: RefSeq, a predicted model, not a curated record
AUGAAACAAGCCCAGACACUCCAGGUUUUGGAGAGUGUGGAUGAACUUCUGUUCAAGUUGUGCGUGUUGCGUGGUCUCACUGAUAAAAGAGGAGAAGUGUUUCUACUCGGAGAUAAAGUCUUUCUCGCCAUCGAAAUACUGGCACCUCAAGAAUCAUCACCAUGGAAACCCCUUUGUGACCUGUUACCAUGUGCUAUAUGUCUCUCUCCUAACCAAUGUCUGCAAAAUGACGAGGUUGAAACUGACUCAAAGCGAGUCAUUGGCCCAGAUCCAAUUAUCGUUCAAAGUCCUGAUUAUCAGAGGUCUUUUCACUACCUGGAGGCCUUAAAUAAAAAGAGAGACCUAACUGAAUACAAUGCUAACAACAAACAACAGGAUUGCCGCUUGAUCCUUCGGGUUCUAAAACGCAACAGUGGACUCCAAAAUCCGACUUGGGCUCAAAUCACGUUCUUUGCGAGGUUUCUUAACAUGCAGCUCAUUGCUUGCGAAAAAAAUUAUUUUCAGCAAACUCAAGAGUUCGUAGAAAUUAAGAAUUUUUUUAUUAAGCACUGUCUGGUUGAAAUGGCCAACGAUUUUGCUCUUCCAAGUUUGAGCAUCGCUGACGACUCGCCAUUGUUCGGUCUCAAUGGAAGCACUAGCAACUACGAGUUACAUCAGAUUCGAAGACGAUGGGAAGACUCCCCACAGCCAUACGUCAUUGUCAACCCCGACCAGAUGACUUUCACUUUUCUAGGAGUCCAGAAUAACAAUUCCAAUUUACUUGGCUGGAGUAAAAAAUUGCUGGCUGAGAACGUGAUGAGCGGAGAAGAUCAGGGCAUGAUAAAGCGGAAGGAUGUCUUGAGUGAAGACUUUGACGAGCUUGACUUGGGAGAAAAACAAAUCAAGUUGUGUCGUGUGUUAGGACUCGAACCUAGUCAGAUCCAGUUUGAUGCAACGUAUGAGCUAACCCAGGACAAUGUCCUGAAACUGCUGGCGAUUUAUAUGAGGUUCAGAUGCAACAUUCCGGUGGUUAUCAUGGGUGAAACGGGCUGUGGGAAAACUAGAUUGAUUGAGUAUCUGUGCAACAUAAUGGCCAGAGGAAAGAACGCAGAAAACAAAAAAAUUGUGAAAAUUCACGGUGGAACUACGAUACUAGACAUCGUGAAAAGCGUAGAAGCAGCUGAAAAAUUAGCCGCUGAAAAUCGCAAUAAAUUUGGCGGUGAAUUUUUUACGGUUUUGUUUUUUGAUGAAGCAAACACAACAGACGCAAUAUACGGAAUCAAAGAAGUCCUUUGCGAUUUUAGUGUAAAUGGCCGAAAUCUAGAUAUGACGUCGGGACUCAAAGUCGUUGUUGCCUGCAACCCAUAUAGAAAACAUGAUGAAGAAAUGAUAAGAAAACUUGAAUCACAAGGACUCGGGUAUCAUGUCAAGUCUUCCGCAACGAGCGACAAGUUGGACUCUGACAUCCCGAUGCGUCACUUGGUGUACCGGGUGAACCCUCUUCCUCCGAGUUUGCGCCCAUUGAUCUGGGAUUUCGGACAUCUGAACAGUGAAGUUGAAAACAAGUACAUAAAACAGAUAGUUACAAACAGGGCAAGUGGCGUCGAUCUGAAUCAGAUGGAUGUUAACUUUAUCUGCAACGUAUUGUGGGAGUCACAGAAGUAUCUGCGAAGGAAUCGAGACCAAUGUUUGUUCGUGAGCUUGCGAGAUAUAGAGCGAGCGAUGACCGUACUAGGAUUUUUCUAUUCAAAACGGAUAAUACUUUUUCCGCAAAUGGAUGAACUAAUUCGAAAUACGAACAGACAUGCGGUGAAAAGUCAAGUGACAAGGUUGAUGAUUCUUACACUUGGAGUCUGCUAUCAUUCAUCGUUAGAUGAUCGAAGGAGCUACAGAGAGGCAAUUGAAAAAUGCUUCACUGGACGCUAUAAACUUCCAAAUGGUUCAAUGACUAUAUUGAGCGAAAUAGAAACUUGCAUGCAAAUUUUCAUGCAGAAUAUCACUUUAGACGCAAAAGCAAACAUAGCAAAGAACUUUGCAUUAACAGAGAACGUUUUCAUGAUUAUAAUUUGCAUCGAAUUGAGGAUCCCUCUGUUUUUGGUGGGCAAACCAGGCAGCUCCAAAUCCUUGGCUAAAACGAUUGUAAUGGACGCGAUGCAAGGAGAUAGUUCGCGAAAUGAGCUUUUUCGGAAUUUGAAACACGUUCAGAUGCUCUCGUUUCAGUGCUCGCCACACACGCACGCUGAAGGUAUCAUCAGUGUUUUCAGGCAGGCUGCUAUGUAUCAGAGAGGAAAGAGCUUGCAACAGUUCACGAGUGUUGUAGUCCUGGACGAAAUUGGUUUGGCCGAGGACUCGGCUAAGAUGCCCCUGAAGACCCUGCAUCCUCUUUUAGAGGAGGGCUACGUGGAGCCAGAAUCAGAGAAACAGGACUGGGGGAAAGUGGGCUUCAUCGGAAUUUCCAACUGGGCCCUUGAUCCAGCCAAAAUGAAUCGGGGAAUUUUUGUCAGCCGAACAAUUCCAGAUUCCGAGGAGCUGGUCAAAAGUGCACGAGGCAUUUGUCGAGUGGAAAACGAGGGAAAAGCGUUGGAUAACUUAAUUCAACCGCUGGCCGACGCAUACCAAAAAGUGUACCGUUCCCAAAUCCAGAAUGAGAAUGCCGAAUAUUUCGGCUUGAGAGAUUUUUAUGGCCUGUUGAAACUGCUCUACAGAUUUCUACUGUCAGAGAGAACUCUUAUGUGGCCUACUGUACGAUGUGCGAUUAGACGCAACUUUGGAGAAAAAGGGAGUCGUUGUGUGCAAGUGUUUGCUGAUGAAUUAUUGCAAAAGGGAGUAUUCGAAGACACAAGCGUGAGUGAUGCGGUCGACACUUUAGAGUUAGUUCAUCAGAACAUCAGAGAAGCGGAUGAGAGGUCCAAAUUGACGAGCGAGGAACGAAAACUAAACAACGAAAGCCGAUACUUGUUACUAAUGACCGAGAAUUUCUCAGCACUUCAUUUAGUAUCCGAGGUUCUGAAGUUGAACGAUUAUGAAGUAAUUUUCGGAUCCUCAUUUCCCCGAGAUCAAGAGUACAUUCAGGUAUGCAAGAACAUCAACCGAAUCAAAGUGUGUAUGGAAAGAGGAACCACUGUGGUUCUAUUGAACUUAGGCUCUCUUUACGAGUCUUUGUACGAUGCUCUGAACCAGUAUUAUGUCUACUACGGAGGUAAAAGGUACGUUGAUCUUGGUUUGGGAACCAAUAGAGUCAAGUGUAGUGUCUCUGAGAAAUUCAGACUCAUCAUGAUUGAAGAGGAAAAGACUGCCAGACAGUUCCCGAUUCCACUUUUGAACCGACUGGAAAAACAUUUCUUAGGCAUGGAAUCGGUACUGAACUCAAACUUAGCGAAACUGCGAGAGAAACUCAUUGAAAAUUUGCAGGAGUUUUCACAGGUACCCCGAACGGACAAGGAGACUUGCUCGUUUUAUAUCAGGGACGCUUUUAUCGGGUAUAAAAAAGACACGACAGCUUGUGUUUUAAUACAAGCUGAAAUUAGCCUAAAAAGACAAGCUGAAAUCGAGGAGCUGAAAAGCAUUGGACCUACAGAUGAAGAAAUACUGGAGACAGCCAGCCUCAAGCUUGUUCAAACUUGUUCGAUUGAUGCCAUAAUUAGGUCCAACUGUGAAUUAUCGUCUUUCAACUCCCUGAAGUUGAUGGAAAUUUAUGAUUCUCAAGGACGAAAAAAUUUGUCUGAUUUUUUAAUGCGACAGUGCUACCAAAACAAAUCAGCGUCUGAAUUGAUCGAAAUUUCAACCUUCUGUAGAAUUCCCUCAGCCACAAACAUCAAAGAUUGUAACCAGAAUUUGAUGCUAAAUGAGCAACCACCAAGCACCCAAGAAAGACAUUGUGUGAUUGACGUGAACCUGUUUAAAACAGAUAUUGAGUUUGGCCAAAAAGUGAAAGACUUUUAUCGAACGGCAGCUUUACCGAUGUAUGCUAGUUUGACAAAAAUACUCUUUGUCUUGUGCUCCAACGGUCAAAACUCCGUGGCUCUUAUCGCAUCGGCGAAAUACAAACUUCAGAACCUGCAUGCCGACUACAAAAUUCCUAAUAUGUAUACAUUGUUCAUAGUUCAGCUACCAAGGAAUUGGUAUGAGUCGGAUUACAGUAGCUUCUCGAUGGGAAAAUGGGAGAGUUUUCACAUCGACGAGCUCCUGAGAGAAGAACCUCAAAUUCUUUCCGAAGUUGCGCUGUUACAGAAUCGAACCUUGAAGGACAUUUUUGUUCUCGAAAACGGAGAAUGCAGUAUGUUGCAGAAAAAACUGCUGCGCGAAGUUAUUUAUGACGUCAUUGGGGACGAUUCGGACGGCGACCGAAUUCAGAAAGUGACAAAUGUUUACCGAUUGUUGAACGAACAGAAGGACGCAAGUCUUGAGUCUGUUUUCCUGGGAAAAAUUAGUGCUUUCAUUGAGGCUUCCGAGGAAAACGAGGAAAUUAAAAAGUGGGUAGAGUUGAAAGCGGCCAAUUUACAAGACUUGGUCGCAUCGGGAACAAUCGAGAGCGUUUUAUUCAAGGAGUUGCAAGCCAAGGUAAAGCCCCAUUUAGCUGAGUUCAUGAGAAUGAUUGAUUUCAACAACAACAUCAAGCUCUUGUUCCAAUCUGACUGGCGGAAACAUGCUUGGAUUCGUCUUUUCUCUGCUAAACAAAUAUGUCUGGUGAGGCCUCAACAAGUCAGAGAUCUCAAAUUCACCUCUCGGUUCCCGUUCAGUACUGAAAUAAUUGACAAGUUAAGUUCUGUGUGGGUAGAUUCUCUGGAAAAUUAUGCCGACACUGAUUUGGAUGAUUGGCAAUUUUUUUUACAGAUGUUCACCAAUAAGGAAACAGAAUUAGCAAAUGAGUUGAACCAGAUUUCAAAAGCAGAAAAUGCUGUUGAUUGCUUUGUUCACGACUUGAUCAUGCAUGAAUUUUGUACAAUGUGGGGUAACAAAAGUGUUCAAGCUGAACUCGAAACUGUCCAGAAAUCGCUGGAAUCAAUAAUGAGUAGCUAUCUACUUCAGUCUGAAACACCCACCGUUGCAUUUUCAUUUGCUCACUUCAAGAAACUUUCGCCACAUUUAUAUGACGUGAGACCAAUUCUGAAGUCUUUCCCAUUAAUUUUUGAAAAAAAUUUUCAAAUUUUUCAAAAAAUCAUAAUUUUUGAAAGAUCAAAGAAUCUGGGCUCCAAAAAUUACAAAGAACUUGCUGAAAUGAUAGCAAAACUUGCACUCGAGCAGACAGAAUUAAUGGCCGAAAAAUUGAAACCUGUAAGCCGUAAGAUGGACCGGCGAAAAAUCCAGGAGCUUGACCAUUUAGUGUCUAUACUGAAAUUGUGCUCCGGGAUCGAGCUGUCAGACGAAGUCAGAUCCAACUUCAGAUUCAGACUGAACAAAAUUUCUAUUUUUUCUACAUACUUGUCCCAAAUUUCACACAAUCUUGACGACAUAGCCGCUAGAAAUGCGUGCACUGCUUGCGAUUCACUAUACAAAAGCACAGAUAGCGAAAAUGUGUUUGGGACUGAUUAUUUCCGAGCUCAAUUGCUUCUGAGUCUGAGCCUAUCUGCAGAAGCAAUUGAAAUCUACUGUGCCAAAGAACAGACGGGCAACAAAAACUGCGCCUUUUGCCCGCAGCCAAUGAAAACAGCCCUCUUUUCACAUCAAUGUUCAAAGCCUAUGGUACAUGACACUAAUGUUUUAGCCUCUCUCACAGAGCCUCGCAAGUCAAUCUGGAAACAGUUUCGGUUGAAUAUUGUCAACGCUUUUCUAGCAAUUGUCAAAGAAAACGUGAUAGAAAUCUGUGAGAAAGAUGCACUUGACAACUACAUUGAACUUUGCCUUAAAAAACAAGAUGAUGUGCCAUGGGUUACAGACCAGACCAAACAAAGACUGUUGUCACUCAUAGCAACGAGUGAUCGUGGUAGAAGAUUGGAUAACACUAUACAGGAUAUCAUAACAAGGAGCCGAAACGAAGUUGAUCUAGAACGAACAUACGAUAUGCUUCUGUCAGUUUUCGAGUUUGUCUACCGCAACCAAGCUCUCCAUGAUUCAAAAACUACGAAUAGUGUUGAAAUUACUGCCAGUCAAAUUCGAUUGGUCGCAAAAAUGAAAGUAGAGUUGCUUGAGUUUAUCGACAAAUCUAUUGGGCCGAAUGCAGAUACAGACCCACAACGGUUCCAGGGAGCAAUUCCCUCUUCAGUCAUGGAUAUUCUAAAGAGGGGCGGGGAAAGCGCCAAUUGCGCUCAAAAGUUCUUCAUACAAAGCAUAUGCCAUGACCACGGCAUGAACAUGUACCAAAAGGUAAAAACUAUUCCCCAAAUGGCUCCCUUGAUUCCUCAACUAUUACGAUCUUCUCAAACUCAACUUUAUUUUGAUGUUUUCUUAGUUUUGGGACCAAACUACCAAACGCUCCUCAGCGAAAUACGCAAUGCUCUGUUCAUCGCUGCCAACAGAGCUAUUGAAAGAUUAAUCACAGUUACCGAUGUACAGAUUAAAAACUUAAUCGUUUACCGUCUGCUGACUGAAAUCAGAUCAUUGCCAAGCGUACCGAAAAGUAUGGAACACUUUGAGGGAGCUGUACUUGAAAAUAAAGUAAGCGGCGUUAGUAGAAGUUUAAUUGAUCGAAACGAUAAACUCGCUCCGAACGGGGAUGCUCUAAGGCAGUUCGUCUUUUAUUGUCAAACUUUUCUUGAGGUCCAUGAAAGCUGUGGAUUCAUGGCACCAUUCAAAGAUAUCUUACUUGUGCGGCGGGGAAGAGUGUCAGGACUCUAUCUGCCGACGUUCCCUGAUAGUGUGAAUAGACGUGUUAGGCUAGUUGAAGAAGCAAUGCCAAGUGCAGAAUUUACCACUUGGAACACUUGUCCCAAUGGUCAUGUGUAUGCAAUUGCCAAUUGCGGUCGCCCUAGCUCUAGUGGAAAAUGUCCGGACUGUGGAUCGAAAAUAGGCGGAACAAUCGACGUCAGAGAUCAGGAUGUCACCGACUACAAACUUCCGCAUAAUUGGCAAGCGUUUGACAGAAGUUUCUUGAACGAGUUCAACGGAAAUGUCAUGCAACUAUUUAUUCACGCUGUGUUAUACAUAUGUAGCAAUGACGAAGAAAAGUUGAAAUGCUUGCGCGCAAAUGUUAAGUUCGUUGGCAACUCAAUCAGCCGGAGUGAGGAAGAUGUGUACAAAUUUCUGCUGACUGUUGUUGGGGACUCUUCCAUCAAAACAUUACAGGGCUCUUUUGAAGACGAAGACCAGCGCGAGGUAUGGGAGAUAAAAUUUAUAGAUAUUAUCAACGCUUCCCUGCAAAAAUUACCAGAUGUCAUUGCUGCAUACAACGAUUUAAUGCGGCAGAACGAUUUAAAGGAAGAAAAGAGCCUUCUCCAAGUUUUGACAGAGGUCAGCGAAAAUAGGAGCGACGCUGGCGUACUGGCAAACGAAUUCUUUUGGCGAAGACUCCCCAAAAUAACUUUGACUGGCAUUCAAAGCGAAUUGAACACAAAUGGCGACAAAUACAAAUUGCUUAGCUGCAUUUUCAGAGAUUGGACCAAGAACGAAGAAUGGAUACCACAACUAAGCUUAAUUCCUGAUCUAUUUGAACUUUUCAAUAGCAUUAUUUCGUAUUACGACCCAGAUACAGCGAACCGCGUACAGUCAUUUGAAGAUUUUUUGCUGCAGCGAAAAAUCCCGGUCCCAGUUAAAAGAAAAAUGAGAGAAACGGCUUCUGUUUUCUGCGGGCUAUGGAAUAGGAAAAUAAGACAUAUGUCCUUGACAUCAGGAGGCAUACAAUGCGAAUUCAAGGACGAUCUGAAGUUGCACUCCCCAUUGAAGUACUUUCUACCUUCUCGUCAUGUCAGCGACUGCUGUGCACUUGUCACUGUGAACAUUUUGGUCAACAAAAACAACGAACUCGUCCAAGCUUAUAGAUCGGCUCUGCAAAUUGACACACC